Messenger RNA from Coregonus sp. 'balchen', 10658 nucleotides. Lineage: Eukaryota; Metazoa; Chordata; Actinopteri; Salmoniformes; Salmonidae. The record is from the annotation of a GenBank genome assembly.
AUGGUGACCAAGGUUCUGUUGGUGCCUUACUGGAUGGUAACCAAGGUUCUGUCUGUGUGUUCCAGGGCCAACCUGGAUCCCAGGGACUUCAGGGGGUUCCAGGGGACAGGGGUCCUCCAGGAGAAGGCAAAGUCGGACCCCCGGUAUAGACACACACACACACACACACACACACACACACACACACACACACACACACACACACACAGGCACAUUCAAUCUUGCUGCAUAUUUUGAACAUUUUGAACUUUUUCUUUUACAGGGACCUUCAGGGCUCAAUGGUGCAGUUGGACCGUCGGUAAAACCAUUUUGGACAUUUUGUCAUAAUUAUGCUCAGCCUUAGUGUGACAAAGUGUAAACACAAACGGAGUAAUGUUCAAAUAAAAAUUCAACUGACUGCUGUUUGUUUCCUGGUUCAGGGCAUGAGAGGUCUGCCAGGCGUCGCUGGUACACAGGGACCAGCAGGACACAAUGGUUUACCAGGAAGACCAGGAGAUAAGGGAUCCCCAGGAGAGCCAGUAAGUUGACGUGUACAGUAAAUGGGCUUGGAAAUGUCCCAACAACACAGCAAACUGAGACCAAAUACUGUACCUUCACUUUUUUUUGUCACUACACUGACAUGAUAGCAUACCUAUGGGGAUGUAUUCAAACGCAUGAUGUGAUAUCAGUGUGAAGUGUAUAAGUCCAAUCAACCUUUGUAUAAUAAUGGACACCAUCUCUUUCAGGGAGCAGCUGCAGACCUGUCGGAUUUGAAUCUGAAGGUAAGGAGGAGAGCCUCAUUACCAUAGUACUGUUUCCUCCAUCUUGUUAAAUGAUCCUGAGACAGACAGAUUCUUUCAUCACUAAGUGUUUCUCCUUGUCCUUCAGGACAUAUGUUCAGACUGCCCAGCCGGGCCCCCGGGACAGUCUGGUCUGCCAGGGACACCAGGAGACAAGGGACACGCUGGACCCCCAGGAAAGAACGGACAGGACGGGUACCAAGUAAGGACAAAGUCAUAGUACCAUGCCAUAUAUUGUAUGAUAAAGGUAUCCCUUACUGGGAGAUACUCAUCCUGAAUCAUGAAUUGGAUUAAAAUGAUCCUCUCCAUACCACUUCUUCAUGCUCUUAACCAGGACUGCCCAACCCUGUUCCUGGAGAGCUACUGUCCUGUAGGUUUUUGCUCCUACCCUAAUCUAGCACACCUGAUUCUAAUAAUUAGCAGGUUGAGAAGAUGAAUCAGGUUGGUAACACCUGGGGUUGGAGCGAAAACCUACAGGAGGGUAGCUCUCCAGGAACAGGGUUGGGCAACCCUGCUCUAAACACUGCAAAGAGGACUUUGUUUAACUUCAUAGAAGUAGUAUGUCUCAGACAGUAGCCUAGGAGAAGAGCGAGGAGUCUCCUGUAUCCAUCACACUGUGUUUGACUGAAGUGGCGGGAAGCUAACAGCCUGGCUCUCUCAGCAUCGUUAGGCUUACUAUCCUCUGGGGGGUACAGUGAAUGAUCAGGACCUGUAGACAGGGCUGCUGAUGGUCUUUUUAGAGAGCCGGAGAGAGAGAGAGAGCGAGAGAGAGAGAGAGAGGGAGAAAGAGGGGAAGCGGGGGAGAGACAAAGACAGACAGACCAGAAAGAAAGAUGUAGAGAGAGAGCCUUUAGUUAGCCAGAGACUGAUGGUGUCUCUGUGUCAUUAUCAUUACAGGGCCAGGCAGGCCCGACCGGACCCACUGGAUCCCCAGGAGCCAACGGAGAGAAAGCAAGUCCUCCUCAACCACACCCGCUUAUCAACCACACACAUCUAUCUUCCAUAGAACAUUCAUUAUUGAGUUCAAGACCUGAAACCAUCCAGUGGUUUGUGUCUGUUAUGUCACCUGCCAUAUAACACAGUGGACAGAGGUGAUAUGUAUUAUUUAUUGUUCGCUCCACAGGGUGUGAAAGGUGAUAGAGGACCCCAAGGAGGACCUGGAGACAAAGGUGAAAAGGGCCACACCGGACCCCCUGGCCACCCCGGUGCUGCUGGUAUCAUUGGUAAUCCUGUGAGUACCUGUACCUGCCUGGUGGUAUUACCAGUACCUACCAUAUCCCAUCGUCUGUCAACCUGCUCUUUUGCUAUUUAGUAUCACCAACUCCUAUGGUCAUUGCAGUAGGAUGAAUGUUCUUUCUGACUCUUGCCUCUUCGUCUCUCUGUAGGGUAACGACGGUCAACCCGGCCCCAUCGGUCCCCCAGGAGCCCCUGGAGAAAAAGUCAGGAUGUUGUCAAUGUGUUUUAUAUUCAGACAGCAUAUUACACUACAUGUCAUUAGUUUUAUACCAGCCUUGUCCCACUGGCUGGCCAUAUAGGUCAACUGGGAUGAGUGUUGUGGCAGAGGACAUUAAUCAUCAUAGUGUUGUUGUUGAUUUAUCAUGGUUGAAACUGUGGAACUAUCUUGUGUUUGUUUUCUCUCUGCAGGGCAAGGAGGGGAUGAAGGGAAUCCAGGGGCCACCAGGUCUACCAGGCUUAAUGGUGAGAAACAAUGUUGAUAAAGUUUUGUGAAGGAGUCGAAAUGAUCUGCUAAAGACUUAAAAUAGUUUUGGUGUGGUAGUAACAAUAUCACUAUAACCUCUGUCUCACGCUAUCCAUGAAAACAUACGUGUAAUUUAUGGAGUGGAAUGUGAAUAAACAGUUUGAAACCCAAGGCUAAAAGCAAGAAAGACUAAAUGCUGAAUAACCUUGUUCCAUAGGGUCAAAUGGGUAAAAUUGGCAAAGAUGGCCGACCAGGAGAACAAGGAGAACCGGUGAGUACACAUGAUAUGGCCUGACUAUAUUCCCAGGAUAUUCUAUAUGUCCUGUAUAUCCUGUUAGGGCUUCAUUCAUGGAUAUAUUAUGUACAUGAUCAGUCAAAAUGGUCCCUUUUUAUACAGCUGAAGUCGGAAGUUUACAUACACUUAGGUUGGAGUCAUUAAAACUGGUUUUUCAACCACUCCACAAAUUUCUUGUUAACAAACCAUCGUUUUGGCAAGUUGUUUAGGACAUCUACUUUAUGCAUGACACAAGAAAUGUUUCCAACAAUUGUUUACAGACAGAUUAUUUCACUUAUAAUUCACUGUAUUAUAAUUCCAGUGGGUCAGAAGUUUACAUACACUAAGUUGACUGUGCCUUUAAACAGCUUGGAGAAAUCCAGAAAAUAAUGUCAUGGCUUUAGAAGCUUCUGAUAGGCUAAUUUACAUCAUUUGAGUCAAUUGGAGGUGUACCUGAGGAUGUAUUUCAAGGCCUACCUUCAAACUCAGUGCCUCUUUGCUUGACAUCAUGGGAAAAUCAAAACAAAAUCAGCCAAGACCUCAGAAAAAUAAUUGUAGACCUCCACAAGUCUGGUUCAUCCUUGGGAGAAAUUUCCAAACAGCUGAAGGUACCACGUUCAUCUGUACAAACAAUCUUACGCAAGUAUAAACACCAUGGGACCACGCAGCCGUCAUACCGCUCAGGAAGGAGACGCGUUCUGUCUCCUAGAGAUGAACGUACUUUGGUGCGAAAAGUGCAAAUCAAUCCCAGAACAACAGCAAAGGACCUUGUGAAGAUGCUGGAGGAAACAGGUACAAAAGUAUCUAUAUCCACAGUAAAACAAGUCCUAUAUCGACAUAACCUGAAAGGCCGCUCAGCAAGGAAGAAGCCACUGCUCCAAAACCACCAUAAAAAAGCAAGACUACGGUUUGCAACUGCACAUGGGGACAAAGAUCGUACUUUUUGGAGAAAUGUCCUCUGGUCUGAUGAAACAAAAAUAGAACUGUUUGGCCAUAAUGACCAUCGUUAUGUUUGGAGGAAAAAGCGGGAGCUUGCAAGCCGAAGAACACCAUCCCAACCGUGAAGCACGGGGGUGGCAGCAUCAUGCUGUGGGGGUGCUUUGCUGCAGGAGGGACUGGUGCACUUCACAAAAUAGAUGGCAUCAUGAGGAAGGAAAAUUAUGUGGAUAUAUUGAACUAACAUCUCAAGAAAUCAGUCAGGAAGUUAAAGCUUGGUCGCAAAUGGGUCUUCCAAAUGGACAAUGACCCCAAGCAUACUUCCAAAGUUGUGGCAAAAUGGCUUAAGGACAACAAAGUCAAGUUAUUGGAGUGGCCAUCACAAAGCCCUGACCUCAAUCCUAUAGAAAAUCUGUAGGCACAACUGAAAAAGCGUGUGCGAGCAAGGAGGCCUACAAACCUGACUCAGUUACACCAGCUCUGUCAGGAGGAAUGGGCCAAGAUUCACCCAACUUAUUGUGGGAAGCUUGUGGAAGGCUACCCGAAACGUUUGACCCAAGUUAAACAAUUUAAAGGCAAUGCUACCAAAUACUAAUUGAGUGUAUGUAAACUUCUGACCCACUGGGAAUGUGAUGAAAUAAAUAAAAGCUGAAAUAAAUCAUUCUCUCUACUAUUAUUCUGACAUUUCACAAUCUUAAAAUAAAGUGGUGAUCCUAACUGACCUAAGACAGGGAUUUUUUACUAGGAUUAAAUGUCAGGAAUUGUGAAAAACUGAGUUGAAAUGUAUUUGGCUAAGGCGUAUGUAAACUUCCGACUUCAACUGUACAUGGCACAAUAUGUGCCCCCUUCAUAUUUACCUGCACAUCAUUCCCUUGGUGUGUAAUCUAACUCUGUGUUGGGAUUUCAGGGUAAACAAGGAGAGCCAGGACCAUCAGGACAACCAGGUCUCAGGGGAAUGCCUGUGAGUAACUGUGGGAAGGAUUAUUUAACUGUGUGGCUAAUGGAGAUAUAAUUUCAGUAAUAAAACAUUGUUGGUGUAUUCAUGUUGAUCAUUCUUUCCACACAGGGCUUCAAAGGUCACAGAGGAGAGCCUGGACAACCAGGUUCAAAGGUCAGCCCAUUGACUCCCAUGUCACCAUUCUCAACACAUUAGAUGACUAGGCCAUAACGUGGUGAAUAACGUGGUUAGGCAUAUGUCUUCCCUGGUCUGUCAAGAUCAAAUCAUCUCACUCUCAAAAUUGUGACACAUGCCUACUCUUAUUAAAUCUCACUCUGCUCUCAGCUCUAGGAUACAAUACCUGCCACAGCAGUGUGACCAAUAGCAUGUCUCAAUAUAGUGUGACCUAUUAUUGUGUGACCAAUAGCAUGCCUCAUUACAGACACCACUGAGACACAGUGCCAGGCUCACAUCCCCUCCAGCCUGUUCUCUGGCAGAGAUAGACCACUCAUGAUUGCAACUUCCUUAUGCCAUUGCUGCCCAAGUGCAUCACUAUAACACAUAUCUUAAGACAGAGGCUUAUGUUACAUAGACUUCUGUCUAUCUCCAUGUGAACCUAUGGAUUUUAUAGACCACAUUGGAUGGAUAAGAGUGUCUCACCUUGACCCCCCUUUCUAUAGCUAUAAUCAAAACAUUUUCCUGAGGGCUUCAUUAGGAAAGAGAGGCUUACUGUGAAUUGAUUGGUUGCAUUGAUUAAUAUGUUUCUGUCUUCGACCAAUCAGGGUGAAGAUGGAAAGGAAGGACGUAGUGGACCGGAGGGUAAACCUGGCCAAGACGUGAGUGAGAACACUAAUAUAACCAAUCAUAACUAUGCAAUUAUCAACAUACAGGGAAUGUCUUAAUAAUAUAUGCGUUGUGUUUGUUUGUGAAGGGUAAUACUGGACCACCUGGACCAGAAGGCCUGGCUGGCCGGAGAGGGGAGAAUGUAAGUCACCUUUAUACUGCAGUAGACAAGCCUUUAUCUGCUGACACCAGAUUUAGCACGAUGACAACCUGGCUGAAAGAACGUUUCACUAAUGUCUGUAUUUCUCUCUCUCUCGCUCUCUCGCUCUAUCGCUCUCUCUGUCUCGCUCGCUCUCUCUUUUCCUCUCUCUCUCUCCCUCUCUACCUCUCUGUCUAUCCCUCUCUCUCCAUCUCUAUCUCCCUCUCCCUCCUUCCAUCUCUACUGCUGUCUCUCUCUCAAGGGUAAACCUGGUGAACCAGGACCUUCAGGAAAGCCAGGAGCCCCUGGUACUCCAGUGAGUGAUUAUUUAUUUAUAUACAGCAGGAACUGCUCUUAACAUUGCAGACAUCGUGGUCCUAGCUUCUGUGAAAACAUGCACAUGCACAUGCAGUGAAAUGCUGUUUGUAUGUAGCGAACAAAGCAGCUUCCCUCUACCCUGUAUCUGGUACUCUACAACCAGCUAGAUCAAGUCCCAUCAAGCCCUUGUAAAUAUGAAUAUUAAUUGUUUGCAGCUGUUUCAUCUCCCACCGCAAGAUCUUUUAUGAACUGUACCUCCAAGCGCAGCAACGUUCAUAAAAACCCUUAUAACGAGUGGGGCUGCCUGUGAGUGUUCAACUACAGUAUGACUACAGUAUGACUACACCAUGUGAAAGUCACAAGUCCCCAUGUUUCUGUGUGUAUUACAGGGUCAGGCUGGAGCCAAGGGAGACCCUGGGAACCCAGGAUUACCAGGCUUUAGUGGUCUCAAGGGACCGUCCGUAAGUAGGGAUUCCUGCUCCUUUUUUAUGUAAACAUUAUCACUAGGGUUCUAAGCUACUGUUGCCAGUGGUGUAAAGUAACUAUGUAAAAAUACUUUGAAGUACUACUGUAUUUUACUUUACUAUUUAUAUUUUUGACUACUUUUACUUUUACUCCACUACAUUCCUAAAUAAAAUAUGUACUUUUUACUCGUUACAUUUCGAAUGCUCAGGCAGGACAGAAAUAUGGUCCAAUUCAUGCACCUAUCAAUAUAACGCGUUGUCAUCCCUACUGCUUCUGAUCUUGCGGACUCACGAAACACAAAUACUGAGUUUGUAAAUUAUGUCUGAGUGUUGGAGUGUGUCCCUGGCUGUCCAUAAAUUUAUUAAAAACAAGAAAAUUGUGCCAUCUGGUUUGCAUAAUAUAAGGAAUUAGAUGUAUAGCAUUUACUUUAACUUUUAACUUUGACUAAAGUUUGACAAUUGAAUACUUUUGCCACCACUACCUAAGUACAUUUAAAACAAGAUAUGUUACUCAAGUAGUAUUUUACUGGGUGACCUUCACUUUUACUUGAGUCAUUUUCUAUGAAGGUAUCUUUACUUUUACUCAAGUAUGACAACUGAGUACUUUUCCCACCACUGAUUGUUGCUAUGCCUCCUAGUCCUACCACUCAUGUUGGAAUAGUCUGAGUUGAUGUUCUGCCAUAAGAAGAUUGGAAGUUGUGAUGCAAGCGUUUCUGAUUUGAUCAAAUGUAUUUAUAUAUAAAUGUCUCUGCCUUCGAUCUGUCUAUCUGUCUAGGGUCCUACUGGUCCGUUCGGCCCAGAGGGGAAACAGGUAAGAACCAUUGAUUGAUUGAUUGGUUUGUUGAUUGAUUUUUUGAGACAUAUUUCAAUUUUCAUCAGCUACUUUUAGCAUCUUUACACUAUGAAAUGGAUAUAAUGUGGAACAUGGAUUGGGCGAUGUCUUGCCCACAAAAUAUUAAACAAACUCCUUGUCUGUUUCACAGGGUAUGUCAGGCAGAGCAGGAGAACGUGGACUCAAAGGAGAGAGGGUGAGUACAUACAGGACCCUGCCCAACCAACGACCAUAAACAACAUUGUUUACAGUGAGGGAAAAAAUUAUUUGAUCCCCUGCUGAUUUUGUACGUUUGCCCACUGACAAAGACAUGAUCAGUCUAUCAUUUUAAUGGUAGGUUUAUUUGAACAGUGAGAGACAGAAUAACAACAAAAAAAUCCAGAAAAACUCAUGUCAAAAAUGUUAUAAAUUGAUUUGCAUUUUAAUGAAGGAAAUAAGUAUUUGACCCCUCUGCAAAACAUGACUUAGUACUUGGUGGCAAAACCCUUGUUGGCAAUCACAGAGGUCAGACGUUUCUAGUAGUUGGCGACCAGGUUUGCACACAUCUCAGGAGGGAUUUUGUCCCACUCCUCUUUGCAGAUCUUCUCCAAGUCAUUAAGGUUUCAAGGCUGACGUUUGGCAACUCGAACCUUCAGCUCCCUCCACAGAUUUUCUAUGGGAUUAAGGUCUGGAGACUAGCUAGGCCACUCCAGGACCUUAAUGUGCUUCUUCUUGAGCCACUCCUUUGUUGCCUUGGCCGUGUGUUUUGGGUCAUUGUCAUGCUGGAAUACCCAUCCACUACCCAUUUUCAAUGCCCUGGCUGAGGGAAGGAGGUUCUCACCCAAGAUUUAUAAUAAAUAAUAAUAAGUCCCAUCAAAGGUACGAUGGUACAAGGCCCCGUCCAUCGUACCUUUGAUGCGGUGAAGUUGUCUUGUCCCCUUAGCAGAAAAACACCCCCAAAGCAUAAUGUUUACACCUCCAUGUUUGGCGGUGGGGAUGGUGUUCUUGGGGUCAUAGGCAGCAUUCCUCCUCCUCCAAACACGGCGAGUUGAGUUGAUGCCAAAGAGCUCGAUUUUGGUCUCAUCUGACCACAACACUUUCACCCAGUUCACCUCUGAAUCAUUCAGAUGUUCAUUGGCAAACUUCAGACGGGCCUGUAUAUGUGCUUUCUUGAGCAGGGGGACCUUGCGGGCGCUGCAGGAUUUCAGUCCUUCACGGCGUAGUGUGUUACCAAUUGUUUUCUUGGUGACUAUGGUCCCAGCUGCCUUGAGAUCAUUGACAAGAUCCUCCCGUGUAGUUCUGGGCUGAUUCCUCACUGUUCUCAUGAUCAUUGCAACUCCACGAGGUGAGAUCUUGCAUGGAGCCCCAGGCCAAGGGAGAUUGACAGUUCUUUUGUGUUUCUUCCAUUUGCGAAUAAUCGCACCAACUGUUGUCACCUUCUCACCAAGCUGCUUGGCGAUGGUCUUGUAGCCCAUUCCAGCCUUGUGUAGGUCUACAAUCUUGUCCCUGACAUCCUUGGAGAGCUCUUUGGUCUUGGCCAUGGUGGAGAGUUUGGAAUCUGAUUGAUUGAUUGUUUCUGUGGACAGGUAUCUUUUAUACAGGUAACAAGCUGAGAUUAGGAGCACUCCCUUUAAGAGUGUGCUCCUAAUCUCAGCUCGUUACCAGUAUAAAAGACACCUGGGAGCCAGAAAUCUUUCUGAUUGAGAGGGGGUCAAAUACUUAUUUCCCUCAUUAAAAUGCAAAUCAAUUUAUAACAUUUUUGACAUGUUUUUUUCUGGAUUUUGUUGUUGUUAUUCUGUCUCUCACUGUUCAAAUAAACCUACCAUUAAAAAGAUAGACUGAUAAUUUCUUUGUCAGUGGGCAAACGUACAAAAUCAGCAGGGGAUCAAAUAAAUGUUUCCCUCACUGUGUAUUGUUUCUGAGUGUGUUUUGUUGGAUGUCUUUGUAGGGCAACUCAGGUGGGAAGGGAGAUAAGGGACCUGUUGGAGAUCCAGGUAUGCCUGGUAACCCGGGAACCCCAGGCCGUAAGGGCCACACAGGGAUGAUGGGUAUGUCCGGGCCACCAGGAGAGAUGGGACUUACUGGGCCUCAGGGAACACCUGGAAACCCUGGACAACCAGGAUCACGGGUGAGUAGUGAUCUAAAUACUUGCAUUAGCCCCCCAGAGUUAACCGCCAGGUUUUAGCUCAGCAGGCGAACACAGUCUUGUGGUUUAUGGAAUACUCUGGUUCAAUCCCAGUCACAGUCAGAGUGCUAUAGAAAAUAUUACAGACUUCUAGAACUCGAUGACGUAAACAUGCUAAUUUCUCCUUCCACAGGGAGAGUCACCAUCACUGGAAACAAUGAGAAGGCUAAUCCAGGAGGAACUAGCUAAGGCGUUAGAUGGUGAGACUGGCGUAUUGUUAGGAACAGUGGGACAUUAGUGCAAUCUGUAAUGUAUGCAAAGUUUGUUUGACCUCAAAUGAGCUGUGCAAGUCAUACUUGUGUGUCCGUGUGUUCCACCUCCAGACAAAAUGGCGUACCUGAUGGCCCAGAUCCAGCCAGCCCAUGUGAAGAGCACGGCAGGUCGGCCAGGACCUCCAGGCCCCUCAGGGAAAGAAGGGAGCCAUGGUCGCCCCGGACCCCCAGGAGAGCCUGGCAUGCCUGGGCAGAAUGGAGGAGAUGGCAUGAGGGGACCCAUGGGUCCUAAAGGUAAUUGAUCCAAAGUGAAGUCCCAUUUUUUUUGGUCACACUUCCUGUAUUUCUUGGUUCAGAUAAACACACUGUGAGAGCAUAAUAUUAAAGAGUGUAAUAUUGUCAAAACACUACAUGAGAGGUUUCAGGUUUCUACUAUACCCAGAAAACACAUUUUUGCCACCCAUUGAUAUUAGUCGCCUUUGGUAGUCUUGAUUUAGGUUGUCUUGAUUCAGACACUGUCUGUAAAAACAUCAUUGUGAGUGUUGUGUCUGUCAUCUCUGUGACGUCCAGGUGAGAGAGGAUCCAGAGGAGAAAAGGGGGAAAACGGAGUUGGACAGAGAGGAGAGACUGGACCAUCUGGUCCUAUAGGUACAGUACUGUUCCUCUAUUACAGCAUUACAUCAAUAGAAUGUCUCUAUUACUACUAUAUCAUUCUAAAUGGAUGAUUGUUUGUAUCCAUCUUGAGAUCCUUAGUUGCUAAACUAUGAGCUAUCCAGCACGAAUGGGGUGAGUGAGUGACUGACUGACACUUGAACUUCCUAAGAAAGCAGCAGUUGCUUCAGUGUGACUCUUUGCCAUUCCAUUUGCUAUUCCACCCCCUAGGACCAGCAGGUAUGCCAGGCUAUGGUAAGGAUGGGCAGCCCGGGGCGGCUGGAGCUCAGGGUGAACCAGGGAACCCUGGUCCCCAUGGCCAGCCAGGCCCCAGCGGACCCCCAGGACAGUGUGACCCCUCCCAGUGUGCCUACUACGCCAGUCUGGGAUCACGACCCCACACCAAGAAC